Tigriopus californicus is the source of this 2306-nucleotide messenger RNA. RefSeq names its product atypical protein kinase C-like (gene aPKC). Gene Ontology annotation, biological process: protein phosphorylation; establishment or maintenance of cell polarity. The record is from RefSeq and is a predicted model, not a curated record. NCBI's taxonomy places the organism in Eukaryota, Metazoa, Arthropoda, Copepoda, Harpacticoida, Harpacticidae. The transcript has 13 exons. Gene Ontology annotation, molecular function: ATP binding; protein serine/threonine kinase activity; protein binding. Bases 184 to 1986 code for a protein of 600 amino acids.
GUUUUGGCUGGUCGCCCGAUGGGGAGACCUAAACACUAGACCUAAAAUGGUCACCCUUGUCUUUAUUUACCUCUGGGAAGUUUCAAUUUCCAUCUCAAUUCUUGGAUCGAGUAAGCCAAAUCCACUCGCCCAUUUGUGUUGGCAUUCCGGAUUCCAGAUUCCUGAGGAAUUCAAAAGUCGGCCAUGCCUCUAGCCGAUACCUCUAGGAUGCAUUCCCAAAAGCUCAUUGACAGUGACAUUCCUGAGAUCCGCGUCAAAACUGCAUUUAGCGGACAAAUCUUCAUCACCUACAUUGACCAUGGGAUCACGUUCGAUCAGCUGACUCUGGAGAUGCGCGACAUUUGCGGUUUCCACCAGAACUAUCCCUUCACCAUGAAGUGGGUCGAUGAAGAGGGAGAUCCGUGCACUUUGAACUCUCAAAUCGAGCUAGACGAGGCCAUUCGAUUGUACGAGGUUAACAAGGAGGCCGAACUCACCGUGCACGUGUUCCCAGGGAAGCCGUUGGCUCCAGGAAUGCCAUGUCAAGGCGAGGAUCGGAGCAUCUACCGCCGAGGAGCCCGGAGAUGGAAAAAGCUCUACAAGGUCAACGGACAUAUCUUUCAGGCCAAACGCUUCAACCGACGAGCUUCCUGUGCGUAUUGCCAUGACCGAAUUUGGGGCUUGGGGCGUCAGGGCUUCAAGUGCACCCAAUGUAAGUUGCUCAUUCACAAGAAGUGUCACAAACUGAUCCGUGUGGUUUGUGAUGUCAACCAAGUGGCCAAUUUGCCUUUACAUCGCCGCCAAACCAGCAGCAUUGGAUCUGGAAAUGGAACUCCCGAGCCGUCCUUGACUUCUAUCCAAGUGGAUAAUACCCAAGAUGAUGCCAGUAAUAACCACGAGGUUGUUCCCAUUGAAGACGUUCCCCCUCCUGCCUACUCCGAGAAGAGUUCGAGUAAAAUGAUAUCCUUGGCGGAUUUCGAAUUGAUUCGAGUGAUCGGUCGGGGCUCCUAUGCCAAAGUUUUAAUGGUUGAACUGAAGAAGACCAACCGCAUUUAUGCCAUGAAAGUGAUCAAAAAAGAGCUCGUCACCGAUGAUGAGGACAUUGAUUGGGUUCAAACGGAGAAACACGUGUUCGAGACGGCCACCAACCAUCCUUUCCUGGUCGGGCUUCACUCGUGCUUCCAAACGCCCUCCAGAUUGUUCUUUGUGAUCGAAUUUGUUCGAGGUGGAGAUCUAAUGUUCCAUAUGCAAAGACAACGGAGGCUUCCAGAAGAACACGCCCGAUUCUAUUCCGCUGAGAUUUGUCUGGCUUUAAAUUUCCUCCAUGAACGAGGGAUCAUUUAUCGCGACUUGAAAUUGGACAACGUGUUGUUGGAUCACGAAGGCCACAUCAAGUUGACAGAUUAUGGCAUGUGCAAAGAAGGAAUCAAAGGAGGGGAUACCACCUCCACAUUCUGUGGAACUCCAAACUACAUUGCUCCAGAAAUCUUGCGCGGAGAAGACUAUGCCUUCUCAGUGGAUUGGUGGGCUUUGGGUGUUCUUUUGUACGAGAUGUUAGCCGGCAGGUCACCCUUUGAUGUGGUUGGUGCCACGGAUAAUCCAGAUCAAAACACCGAAGAUUAUCUUUUCCAAGUGAUUUUGGAGAAGACCAUUCGCAUCCCGAGGUCACUGAGUGUAAAAGCAGCCGCCAUAUUGAAGGGCUUCCUGAACAAGAAUCCAUUGGAACGCUUGGGUUGCCACAAGGAGAAUGGAUUUAUGGAGAUCAUGUCCCACCCAUUCUUCAAGACCAUCGAAUGGGAACUGCUGGAACAGAAACAAAUCUCCCCACCCUAUCGACCCCGGUUAGAAUCCGAGCGGGAUUUGGCCAAUUUCCCGCCUGAGUUCACCGAUGAGCCCGUUCAUUUGACUCCAGACGACAACACGUUAAUCAACCAAAUAGACCAAACCGAGUUCGAAGGGUUCGAAUACGUCAAUCCGUUGCUCAUGUCAGGCGAGGAAUUGGUCUGAUUAUCUUCCGGUCAUGGCACGCCUAUUUGACCCGCCCAAUCAUGAUCAUGGUCUUCAAGCAUUUUGAGCAUUGAUUUUUCUUUAGACUAAGUGCCCGUGCUGUCCAAGUAUUUUUAGACUAUGGCCAGUUUCAACACGAGAAGCCGUCAAAAAUUGGUGGUGAAUAUGACUUUUAGAUUCCCGUUUUUGCCGAUCUGCGUCGAUGGAGUGCCAUCCACGAUGUAUGGAUCGGUUUUGUUCAAUCGCGACUACUUAGUAAUUGUCACUACUACGUACCCAUUAUAUCUGCAUCCUUAUACUGAAUAAAUGACUUCUAGCUA